Acanthamoeba castellanii str. Neff is the source of this 669-nucleotide messenger RNA. Its product is annotated as calcineurin subunit a, putative. The transcript is spliced from 5 exons. Bases 1 to 669 code for a protein of 222 amino acids. The record is from RefSeq and is a predicted model, not a curated record. Gene Ontology annotation, cellular component: cytoplasm; calcineurin complex. Gene Ontology annotation, biological process: calcineurin-mediated signaling. NCBI's taxonomy places the organism in Eukaryota, Discosea, Longamoebia, Acanthamoebidae. Gene Ontology annotation, molecular function: calmodulin binding; calmodulin-dependent protein phosphatase activity.
AUGGAUCUGAAGCCCAAGCACGACACCAAGGAACGGGUGGUGAAGGACGUUCCUCCGCCGGUGGGUGGGUAUCUGGAAGACUUUUGGCCCGAGGAUGGCCCGAUCGAUCUCGAGAAGCUGAAGACCCAUCUCGUGGGCGAGGGCCGAUUGUCGAAAGCUGAUGCUGCUCGCUUGGUUUCCACCGCCACGCAGGUCUUCAAGAAGGAACCCAACCUUCUUGACGUACCCCAGCCGGUUACAGUGUGUGGUGACGUUCAUGGCCAAUUCUACGAUUUGAUGAAGUUGUUCGAGGUGGGGGGCGACCCCAAGACCACGCAGUACCUCUUCCUCGGCGACUACGUCGAUCGAGGCUCCUUCUCGGUUGAGGUCCUUCUUUACAUGUUUGCUCUCAAGAUCAACUACCCUAACACCUUCUGGAUGCUUCGCGGCAACCAUGAGUGUCGCCACCUCACCGCCUACUUCACCUUUAAGGAAGAGUGCCUGCACAAGUACGACACUGCUCUAUACGACUUGUGCAUGGACUCCUUCGAUGCCCUGCCUUUGGCGGCCAUCAUGAACGGCCAGUUCUUCUGCGUGCACGGUGGUCUUUCGCCCAGCAUCACCACCCUGGAGGACGUCAAGUCUAUCGACCGCUUCAGGGAACCCCCGCAGAGUGGUCCCCUCUGGUAG